Messenger RNA from Haemonchus placei, 1110 nucleotides. The record is from the annotation of a GenBank genome assembly. NCBI's taxonomy places the organism in Eukaryota, Metazoa, Nematoda, Chromadorea, Rhabditida, Trichostrongylidae.
UUAGUACGACACCAUAGAGGAGUGGCGGAAGAAUGCCCGUUGGCUGAGGUGAGCGCGUUCCUGGCCAGUGUUGUCAUACAGGUAAAUGCUAAGAUCGUCUCCAGUGGCGAACGUUGAAUCGGCCUCACAAACGAAUGUGUGAGGUGGGUUAUGAACUCCAUGGCCUCGAGCAUAAAUCUGCACUCUAUUCUGCGGAGUGAGGAUGAAAUCUCGAGGGAACGUGAAGGAGACUUGUUUAAGAGAUGAACUGGUACUGCGGAGAGUCCAGUCCCCGAGGUGUUGAUCGGUGUCCAACGAUGUGUUCUCCACAAUGACAUACGAACCAUCAGGAGCAACCUCAGCAAUGGCGACGUUUCCUUGUGCAGAACGGUGUAGGGAGUAGUCAUGCUCCGAUCCACUGAUUCUCGAUGCAUUCAUGUCAUCAGUUGCUUCCUUGAUCAUAUAGUCCAACUUUGAGAUCACAGUUGGUGUUGUGGUGCUGCUCGUGAUUGCAUAUCGUUCGCUUUGCUGAACAGCGCCAGAUCCGCUGUCGUGGGUAGUCACACCAUAGCCAAUCUGAGAGGAAUAUUGGCCGGCACCGCUACUCAUUUGGGAGUAUGCGGGAGUAGCACCACUGCCAAUAUGGGAUUGUGACGUCACGCCUCCACCAAUCUGAUACUGUCUAGGCGAGUAAGUACCGCUUGUUGCUGUUAUUUGCUUCAAUGAAGAGUUUCUGACAUGAGUGUAUGUGCCUCCACUGUUACCGCCGUGGUUGUAAACUCCACUGCCCGUUCUCGAAUGGCUGACAACUCCGUUGUAGGUUUGACUAGUUCUUACACCGCUUCCAAUGUCGUGCGAUUUUCUAGAUUGUUCAGUCUUGUUCGGACCUCAAUAAGCUCGGCUCUAAGCAGUGCCAGCCUCUCCUUCUGCGAUGUACAGUCAGCAUGAGAUCUGGAGGCGACCUGGGACACCCUCUGAUCGUACCAUUGUUUCAUUUCCGUGUCUACAGUACUGGCUAAGUUCUCGUACUGUCUUCGAAUAUCCACCAUUGCGGAAUCUAUAGCGUUGCGGAAAUGCCUACGGUCUCCUUCGAUGUCAUCGAAUGAGAUCGACUUGAUCGUCUGCGCCUGA